This is a messenger RNA of Fopius arisanus, 1989 nucleotides long. Its product is annotated as excitatory amino acid transporter. The transcript is spliced from 8 exons. Gene Ontology annotation, molecular function: glutamate:sodium symporter activity; neutral L-amino acid transmembrane transporter activity; L-glutamate transmembrane transporter activity. Gene Ontology annotation, biological process: L-aspartate transmembrane transport; L-glutamate import across plasma membrane. The record is from RefSeq and is a predicted model, not a curated record. Gene Ontology annotation, cellular component: plasma membrane. Bases 241 to 1887 code for a protein of 548 amino acids. Lineage: Eukaryota; Metazoa; Arthropoda; Insecta; Hymenoptera; Braconidae.
AGUGUCAAAGUGCCUCGUGCGUGGACCUCUCUCGUCAAUCUAAAAAUCCUCAGGUUAUUUCUUCCUCAGUUAAUCAAUCUCUAAUUACAUUGUAAUCAAUUGUAAAGUAAUUCGUAAUCAAGUGAAAGUGAUUUGGCAUAAUCUCUGGAUAAUGAUCGCAGCGAAAUAAUUUGAGAAAUUUCACUCGGUCGUUGGUGAUGAUCCAGAGCAUCCUCAGAUUCGUCUUCUGAAGAAGAAGAAAUGUCCGGGUCCUUGGGACGGAGGAUCUCUGGCGCUGUCGCAGUACUCCGGGGCAGACCCUUCGAAAUUAAAUCGGAUGAAUCGAUUAAUAUCGGUACCUCCGAGAAAACAGCAGUGGAGAACGAAACCAAUCCUGUGAAAAGUCAUCCCCGGAGAGCACUUAUGAAGAUUGAAGAAUGGAUGACGAAAAAUUUAUUACUAGUUCUAACGGUUGUUGGAGUUAUUACUGGAUUUGGUUUUGGAUUUCUGGGACGUCUCGGAAAUUUCUCAGACGGAAAUAUCAUGUUAAUUAGUUUUCCCGGAGAAAUUCUCAUGCGACUGCUGAAGAUGUUUAUAUUGCCACUCAUCAUUUCCUCGUUAAUUACCGGGAUGGCUAAAUUAGACGCUAAAAGUUCAGGAAGAAUGGGCUGCAGAGCCUUAUGCUAUUAUCUGGGAACAACAGUGUUAGCUGCGAUCCUAGGAAUAGCUGUAGUCAUGAUUAUUCAUCCUGGAGAUCCUAGAAUCAAGAGCAUGACUUCUGUUAUCUCUCGUCAGAACAAUUCCUUGGAUCAACGUAUGUCGACAAUGGACGCAAUGCUCGAUAUUAUAAGAAAUUUGAUUCCCGAAAAUUUAGUUCAAGCUUGCCUACAGCAAGUGCAAUCAUCCUACGUUAAAACCCCUGUCUUCGCAUCCUUGGGACAGGAAAAUAAAACUGAAUAUAUAAUGGAACAUCAACUUGUUUACAAGGAUGGAACGAAUGUCAUGGGGAUGAUAAUGUUUUCUAUUACAUUUGGUUUAUUAUUGGGUCAGAUGGGGCAGAAGGCCCAAGUGAUGGUGGAUUUCUUCGAGGCUCUUAACGAAAUUGUUAUGAAAAUUCUCAGCCUCAUCAUUAUGUGGUACGCACCAAUUGGAAUAAUGAGUUUAAUAGCUGGAAAAAUAAUGUCGAUAUCGAACUUAGUAAUAACUGCGAAGAUGUUGGGCCUCUACAUGGUGACAGUAAUCGUGGGUCUUCUCAUUCACGGAAUGGUGACACUUCCCUUGAUAUUUUGGAUUAUUACUCGCCGAAAUCCCCUAACUUAUUUCCGCGGAAUGAUUCCAGCGUGGCUUGCAGCAGGUGCCACUGCCUCCAGCGCAGCAAUUAUGCCCAUUACAUUUCGAUGCCUCGAGGAGAACAAUGGAAUUGACUCUCGAGUCACGAGAUUUGCUGUUGCCAUCGGAGCUACAGUUAAUAUGGAUGGAACAGCGCUUUAUGAAGCAGUUGCUUCUAUUUUUAUUGCUCAGAUGAAUGGAAUUCAUCUAGAGAUGGGAGAUGUGAUUACUGUCAGUAUUACUGCCACUUUGGCGAGUAUUGGAGCAGCGAGUAUUCCAAGUGCUGCAUUGGUGACGAUGCUACUAGUAUUAACAGCUCUUGGUCUUCCCACCAACGAUAUUCCAUUAUUGUUCGCUGUUGACUGGUUAUUAGAUCGUUUGAGAACAUCGGUCAAUGUUCUCGGAGAUGGCUUUGGUGCAGGUGUAGUAUACCACCUCAGCAAACACGAACUCGAAAAAAUGGACGAGGAGAGAAAAUUGGAAUGUUUGGAAUCUGUCAUACACGACGAUAAUCUGCAGUCGUGUCACACCGAGAACGAGGACUCGUGUGAUAUGAAAAUAUCUGAGAGCAAAGUUUAGACCGCUUAGAAUAUUUCCCUUCUCACAUUUCAUUACAUAUUAGUCAUCCAUCUAAAAAAAAAAUUCCAGAAACUGCCAGACGAUAAUACUAUCACUGAAAAU